AUCCUGCUCGAUUUUCGUUGAAGGAUCUACUGCACGAGGAAUCUCUUGUUCUAGUCCCGCGUAACACACCAUCGCGAUGUUUGAACCCGUCAGAGGAGGGACCCGAGGAGGACAAGCCGAGUUCAAGUGGUCAGAUGUCUCACAGGACAAGGACCGUGAGAACUACCUGGGGCAUAGUAUCAACGCACCCGCCGGACGAUGGCAGAAGAACAAGGACAUCCACUGGUACCAGCGAGACAAUCGCGACGACGAGGCAGAAAGACGAGAAGAGAUUAAGCGAGUAAAAGAACAGGAGGCGGAGGCCUUGGCUGCUGCGUUAGGAUUCGCCACCGGCGCCAAGCCUGGCACCUCCGGUGCUGUCGCAGGUCCAGCAACAGGUGCGAACGCCGUCGCCGUGCCGCCGGCUACGGCAUCCACCUCCGAGGGUGAUCUGGAGAAAGAAGAGAGGCGGAAGCGAAAGGCUGAACGGAAGGAGGAGAAGAGGGCGAAGAAAGAGGAGAAGAAGAGGCGGAGGGCUGAGCGGGAGGACGAGGAGCACAGCGGCAGGCGGCGCCCCGGCCUGUCACGGUCGCGCUCUCCGCGCAGACGGCCCCGGGAGUACGACCAUCGCUCGCGGAGCCGGCAGCGGUCGAGGACGCCUGUGAGGCCGGAGCGCGACGCGAGUCCGUACGGUGAUGUAGCGCGCGAGAGGGAGCGAGAGCGAGACCGGCGGCGCUGGAGCGACCAUGCUCGACGCGAGCGGGCUGGCGCGCGGUGGGGGCGUGAUUAAUCACCGGCGACUUGACCCUCGGACGACACGGGCUGUUGCGGAUGCUUCUGCAUGUUUCAUUAGACAUCUCC
Phanerochaete carnosa HHB-10118-sp is the source of this 840-nucleotide messenger RNA. RefSeq lists its product as uncharacterized. The transcript has 3 exons. The record is from RefSeq and is a predicted model, not a curated record. Bases 77 to 769 code for a protein of 230 amino acids. NCBI's taxonomy places the organism in Eukaryota, Fungi, Basidiomycota, Agaricomycetes, Polyporales, Phanerochaetaceae.